This is a messenger RNA of Megachile rotundata (alfalfa leafcutting bee), 2231 nucleotides long. It is a transcript of the gene Lamp1, whose product is annotated as lysosome-associated membrane glycoprotein 1. Gene Ontology annotation, cellular component: plasma membrane; lysosomal membrane; late endosome membrane. The record is from RefSeq and is a predicted model, not a curated record. Gene Ontology annotation, biological process: establishment of protein localization to organelle. Lineage: Eukaryota; Metazoa; Arthropoda; Insecta; Hymenoptera; Megachilidae.
GAUAACAGAGCAUACUAAACUUGAAGCGAUGUGAACAUACCCAACUAAACGAUGUGAAGUGUCUUUAACAGAAAUAAGUUCGACUAAUGUGUGUUUGGGAACAACGUUUUUGAACCUAAAAAAUUCUAUUGAAUUCUUUUACGUUGUAUAUUGUACUAAAGACGUUUGCACGUAUUUUUUCAAUUUACAUUGAGAUUUGGUUUUUAUAGUAAUUCUAAACGUUUGAAUUCUUCAUCGAGUUUGUUCAUUUCCAGUAAUUUCUGAUCCUUCAUGAUGAAGCUUUUAUUGUUCCUUUGCUUCACUGCAGUCCACGUUUUAGGUGAAAAUACAAAAGAGGUUUUAAUUGACAACAGCAACAGUCCUAGUAGAUUACUUGCGCUAAAUGAUACUGAAGUUCAUCCUGAAGCAAAACCAUCAUCAAAGAAGACGAUAGAUCUUCUAGAAUCUAUAUUACCUUCUUUAGAUACGAAUGAAAAUAAAACAAAGGCAGAUAAAACAAAGCCAGAUAAAACAAAGUCAGAUGAAACAAAGUCUACUACUGUCAUCAAUGUUUCAAGUUCUAUGGCCACUGAAUCUCAUACAGAAGUUACAACACCAGAUUUUACAACUGUUCCCAGUACCACAACAGAUAGAUUAACUGAGCAAACAUUAACCACAACAGUUAAUCCACCAACAAUGGUCAAUGUUGCAAAUGUGGCAGCCUUAUCUGCUGCUAAACCUGGCAAAUGGAUAGUUAAUGGAACAGAUAAUAAAAUUUGUAUCGUGGUGCAAAUGUCUGUGGAGUUUAAUAUCUCUUAUGUGAAUAACAAUCAUACGAUUUCCUAUAAAACAUUUGACAUGCCAGUGAGUAAUGCAACCACAACAGGAAAUGGAACUUGCGGUGCACUUGAACAAAAUUUGACACUAGCAUGGUCUUCCAAAAACCAAACUAAUAAUGGUAGCAUGACAAUGCACUUUUUGAGAAAUGUAAAUGAAAGUUAUUAUUCAUUCCAUCAUUUGGAGGUUAUGCUUCCAGCAGCGGAUUUCCAAAAUUCGUCUCUAAAUGAAACGAUGAUAUUGGUGCAUAAUGCAUCCCACAUUACGGUUGGAUUAUCUAAUUCCUACAGAUGCUUGAAACAACAAAUUCUCUAUUUAAAACGCAAUAAUACUAAUGAAACAGCUGGCUAUUUAACAAUAACAGAUCUUCAGUUCCAAGCAUUCAGAACAGACAAUUCUACCACCUUUAGUGUUGCUAAAGACUGUGCUUUUGACACACCGGAUGCCGUUCCGAUCGCUGUAGGUUGCGCACUAGCAGGAUUAGUAAUUAUAGUAUUAUUUGCAUAUUUGGUUGGUCGCCGACGAAGUGAAGCCCGUGGUUAUGUUAGUAUGUAACUCCUACGUAUAUCAUUCUUCAAUUUUCGUUUUUUAAGUAAGUUGAUAUUAUACUUUUGUGUAUUCCGAAUCAAAAAUUAUUUUUUUCUUUUUGUAAAUCUGUAAAGUUAUAGUUUAAGGGAACUUUUGAUCAAACAAUCUUUUCUCUUUUACGCAAUAAAUUUUAAACAAAAAACAAAAAAAAAAUCGAUUACAUCUUUUUAAGAAUUGCUUGUUUUCUGGUUUAUUACUAGUAAGAAGGAUUUCAUAAUUAUACACUUUUAAAUAGUAUUUUAUAUUAAUCUUUUGUGAAAUUGUGAAAGGUUUAUUAGACAAUGUAUCAUUGUUUUACUUUGUGAUAUAUGUUACAAGAUUAAUUUUCAGUAGAAAGCGUUAUGUUAAAUGUAAAAUUUAACAAAAUGUAUUUCUAAAGAACAAAAAUUAUACGAAAUAAUAUUCGAGAAACGAACGUACUGCAAUAAAAAAAUUAACUAUGUAAAAUUUAUAAUAAACGCAAAUCAUUUAUGAUACCUUCUUCUGAUAGUAAAUGUUAAAAUUGAAUUGCAUAAAAUAUGAUGAAAUAUAUGUAUAAAAUGUACACGUUUUACUGUGAUAAUAAUUUUAGAAAAAUUCAGUUAUGUGAAUAAGCAUCUGAUUAUUUAUGUAUAGUAAUAUUAAUUUUUAAGAAAUCAGUUUUUGUUAUGAUGGUACGUUCGUUGUUUGUCAGGAAAUAUGCUCCGUAUAUUCUUCAUUUUUAUUGAUAUUAAUAAUAACUAUAAUUCUAGUAAAAACCAGCGUAUGCAUUAUAUAAUAGUAUAAAGAUUUCUAUGUUUGCAAAUUACAAAACUUGGUUGCUAAUAAAUAAAUUACUAUAUAUAUUU